Aspergillus homomorphus CBS 101889 is the source of this 2371-nucleotide messenger RNA. RefSeq lists its product as uncharacterized. The transcript has 5 exons. Gene Ontology annotation, cellular component: nucleus. The coding region runs from base 58 to 2169 and encodes 703 amino acids. The record is from RefSeq and is a predicted model, not a curated record. Lineage: Eukaryota; Fungi; Ascomycota; Eurotiomycetes; Eurotiales; Aspergillaceae.
CGAACUGACCACAAGUUCCCCUCCUGAUUUCACCCGGCUACAUUGCAGAUAUCCCCGAUGCCCCGCACUUAUGGCAAGAAGAAACAGACGCGACUCUCCUUCGCCCCAAUAGGCUCCUCCCCGGCCAAGAAUGAGUCGACAUCGGACGGAGAGAGGGAUCGCCGAGCUACGCUGCGUUAUUCGCAUCCGUCCAGGCCCGACAUCCUUACGAGUCGACCAAGGACGGACACCGCUUCACCUACGCCGUUUGUCAACUCUAGAAGAUCGCAUCGAGGUGGGAAGCCCGGGCCUGGGCAAGUGGAAGGAUCGAGGGCCGUCCGGAAAUCCUCGCGGACGAAGCGCAAAGAUCGCGCGAAGUCGCCGCCACCCGUCGUGAAGAUUGAGACAUCACCUGAGGAUGAGGAGGAGUCGGAUUUGGCAGAGGAGAGAAAGAAGCGCGAUUCUGGAUCUGUCCGUAUAAAGAAGCAUAAUCGCGCGACGUCGCCGGCUCCGGUUGUGACGGUUGAGACAUCGUCUGAAGAGGGGGAAGAGGAAUCAGAGGAGGAGCAGAAACUCACUCGGAAGUCAACGCGCAAUAAAGGUUCAGAUCGCGCGAAAUCCGCCGCAGUCAAAGCGGAGGAGCCAUCCGAAGAUGAAGCCAACGAUUCGGAGACAUUGAAGGUGAAGCAGCGCCCACGCAAGCGUUCUCCUGGCAAAGACAAAGCCAAGUCAACCCGGAAGUCCAGGCCGAAACGCGCAGCUACCCCCGAGCAGGAUAGUGAGAGUGAUAUCGACUUGACUCGCAGCGCGCGCAAACGAGCCGCCCCAAUGUCGCCCAUGUCGCUCAAGAGAAAGAGAGAAGAACCAUCCGACAGUGAGGCGUCUUUACAAAUCAUAUCAGAGGAGAGUGAGGGCGAUAUCAUCAGCAGACCCCGCCGGAAGCUGAGGCGGGGCACGGUUGCUCAGCCUGUUGAGGAAAAUGACGAUGAGGAUGAUGAUGAUGUGCCCCGGACCCCGCACCGCCGUGCUAGGGACCAAGAUGAUCUGGAUAUCGAGGAAGACCUACAAGCCUUAGAAGACUCAGUGGUAAAGAAGACCAGGACUAGAGGGCGUCUCGCGAAUUCAGCCAGAGCCCAAAGACAGCAACACUUGGAAGCCCUUCGUCGCCGGAGAGCAGGUGAGCCCGAAUCCGACGAGGAAGAAUCUCAGGCCGAACCAGAAGAAAUCGAAGGCGAGGGCGAAAGCGCGGACGAGAACGAAAGCGAAGCGGAAAGUGAAAUUGCCGCUGCCAUCAAGCAUCGAUCCCUCAAUACAAAUGACGACAGCGAUGUCGAAUCGUCCAUUGCGGGUAACGACGACCUGGAUCGAUACGAAGACGACUUCGUACUGCAAGACGAAGACGACCUACUCGGGGCACCUUCGGGCCUUGAGGACAUCCCAUUCGAGUUCACCCGCCACGCUUACAAGCAACUCAAGGAUUACUUCCAGGAUGCAGUUGAAUGGAUGGUGCACAACCAACUGAAUCCGGCAUUCCCUCGAUCCAAUCCAAUCUACGAAUUGGCCUUCAGCAAGCUGGAAGACGAAGUCAGGGGCCGUACGGGGUCCCAGCUGGUCUCGUCUGUAUGGAAUACAGGCUUUUGCCGGGCGCUUCUUGCUCGGCCACAAAUCGAAGUGACAUCCUAUCCGACCAUCGAGAACCACCCGUGCGACGCCUGCAAGAGGUCGGGCCACCCGGCAUCAUUUGACAUCAAGCUCUACGGCAAAGCGUACACUUUGGACACACUUGAGCCUCUUGAGGACGAGAACAGCGAUGAUGAUGAUGACGUCGACGAUAAGCAGUCCGACAACGAAGCAAAGGACGGCCGGGAAAGAGACCGUGACGGGCAUGUUCUACCGGAUGAGAACACUCGCUUCUAUCUUGGACGACACUGCAAGGCCAAAGCGACUCUGGCACAUACCUUGACGCAUUGGCGCUUCCAUCUCAACGAGUGGGUGGCCGACCAUCUCCGCCGCAUGGGCUACCUCUCCGACGAGCGGAUCCUCGAACGCAGCCACUGGAGCCAGAGGAAGCAGACCAAGUAUGCCAUCAAAGCGGUCGAGACCAUGGUCCGGGACGGCGAGGUCAAGAAACUGUGGCGGGAUUUCCAUCUCAACUUGAGAGCUGCCCGAGAAUCCAGUUCUCUCGGGUAGUGAAGCAUGGCCGGCGCGCGCAUCGUUUCUUAUGGUGCCAUUUUAACGCUUUGAACGACCCCUUUAGUGCAGGCCAAUGGUACACACCUGGGCAUUCUGCUAGGACUUUCUUUUCCGUCUAUGUUUGCCGAUUGCAUUUGCCUAUCACUGGCUUUCUUUAUUCAUUUCAUGAUACCCACCCCAGCUGUUAUCUUUUCUUUCG